Messenger RNA from Didymodactylos carnosus, 516 nucleotides. Lineage: Eukaryota; Metazoa; Rotifera; Eurotatoria; Philodinida; Philodinidae. The record is from the annotation of a GenBank genome assembly.
AUGCCACGGGGAGAGGAGUUCUCGGUUGAUUUAAAGAAGAUGUUUUAUCGAGUAAUCCAGUUCGUAGACUCGGAAAAAGACGGAGUACAAAUUCCUCUGACAAGUACAACAGGACGCAUCAUGGCUCUAAUUGGAAUCGGCGAAAGAACAGUGAAAACUCUUCGAAGCGAGCUUCAUCAGCUGAAACAAGAAAAGACAGUGGAAUUACCUAUUGACACUCGCGGCGAAGAGCCACCAACUACCCCUCGUCUUCGAACGCGAUCCGCUCUCGCCGUCUCACCACCUGUUGCAGUAUCACCAUGGGCCACCGGAAGCAGAACAGUGAAGCGGACCUGGUCGGCCAGUCACGUCGCUGCUACAACGACCAUUGAAGUUCCCACGCCUCCACCGCCGCAAAAGAAAGGCUGUUCUGGGCGAUGGAGAGUUGUCUUGAGUGAAGCCGCUGAUGAUGUCAUACGUUUGCAUUUCGCCCUAAUUCUCGUAAGACAAAAUUCUUUAUUAUCGAUAACGGAGUGA